Messenger RNA from Drosophila persimilis, 813 nucleotides. RefSeq lists its product as uncharacterized. Gene Ontology annotation, molecular function: chitin binding. The transcript has 2 exons. Lineage: Eukaryota; Metazoa; Arthropoda; Insecta; Diptera; Drosophilidae. The record is from RefSeq and is a predicted model, not a curated record. The coding region runs from base 362 to 715 and encodes 117 amino acids.
UUGGUAUGUCCAGCGAAAUCGGCCAACGAAGUAGAAAGAGAGCCAACGAAAGAGGAAGCUGCUUUGUUCUGUUUUCCUGAUAUGGGUGGGGGUUGACGCGGGCUUAAACCCCCUUUUGUCGGACAUCUUCUGUCUGCCAUUUCUCUGGCAGCUCAGUCCCUGACUGCGAAUGCCCCUCAAGUGCGGGGGCAAACAUUUCCGAGUGGCAAUCACACAAGCCGCGACCUCGGGCGGCACAUCGAACCCGAAUCAAUCGCGAUAAGGAUAACCACUUCCACUUGAGCCAGAACGAUGGCGAGGUGGGCCUAUAAAUGCCUCCGUCAGACGCUGCAGCCGCAUCAUUGCCACCGCCACCGCCACAAUGCCACCGCAAGGCACGAGUACGACUCCCUUCUGGCUGCUCGCCUCCUUCCUGGGGCUCCUGUUGCUCCUGCAGCUUCCCCACCAGACGCCUGCACAGUGCAUCGACAACCACGAGCCGGGAUGCCAACACCCGGCAGAGAUUGGAAUGGCACAGCGGCACUGCAUCGAUCCCACCAAGUUCUGGCAAUGCUACGCCCUGGGCAACCCGGCGAAGCUCAAAUAUUGCCGCCCCAACAUGGCCUUCGAUCAGGAUCGCAACGCCUGUGUCCCCUGGAUCGCGUGGGUGUGGCAGCCCUGCUUGGAGCCUGUCAGUCGUCCGCCCGGAUGGGAAGUAUGCCAAUGGACAAAAUAAGAAAUGAUACACUAAACGAAUAAUCUGUGCAUGCUGGACCAAAUGAAUAUCAUUCUUAAGAUUUGUUGUGUAUUUUUGCAUCUCCUUAAAUUAAUUAA